CCAGCGUCCGCUGGACCUGCAAGAUGGCGGACGGCGGCGGCGAAGCGGCAGCCUCAGGGGCGCCCACUCCUCCCCCUCCGGAGGGCAGCGGCUCGUGCGCGGGCUGGGCCCAGCGCUUGCGGGCCGGGCUGGCGGGGGCCGGCCUCUCGCUGUGGGUCGUGGCCGGCCUGGGGCUGCUCUACGUUUUGAGGGCGCCCUUGAGGCUGUGUGAGAACCUGGCAGCGGUGACAGCAUUUUUAAAUUCUUUGACUCCAAAAUUCUAUGUGGCACUAACCGGGACAUCAUCUCUAAUAUCUGGUCUAAUAUUUAUAUUUGAAUGGUGGUACUUCCGGAAGUAUGGUACAUCAUUUAUUGAGCAAGUGUCUAUAAGCCAUUUGCGGCCACUUAUUGGAGGGACAGAGAACAAUGUUCCAGAGCCAGGUUCUCCUCCUGGUAGCAGGGAAGCUGAUACCAAUAGGCAGAAUUUGUCAGAAUGCAAGGUAUGGCGAAACCCUUUAAAUCUUUUCAGAGGAGCUGAAUAUAGAAGAUAUACAUGGGUGACGGGUAAGGAACCACUUACAUACUAUGACAUGAACUUGUCGGCUCAGGAUCAUCAGACCUUUUUCACUUGUGAUACUGAUUCUCUACGUCCUUCAGAUACAGUUAUGCAGAAGGCGUGGCGAGAAAGAAAUCCUCCAGCUCGUAUCAAAGCAGCUUAUCAAGCUUUAGAACUGAACAAUGAUUGUGCCACUGCCUAUGUUCUGCUGGCUGAGGAGGAGGCAACAACGAUUGCAGAUGCUGAGAAGUUAUUUAAACAGGCCCUCAAAGCCGGGGAGACAAUUUAUAAGAGGUCACAGCAGCACCAGCACCAGAGUCCUCAGCACGAAGCCCAACUUAGAAGAGACACCAACGUAUUGGUUUAUAUUAAACGAAGACUAGCAAUGUGUGCGAGAAAAUUAGGAAGGAUAAGAGAAGCAGUAAAAAUAAUGAGAGAUCUAAUGAAAGAAUUUCCUCCUCUUAGUAUGUUGAACAUCCAUGAAAAUCUCCUAGAAUCCCUUCUAGAAUUACAGGCUUAUGCAGAUGUUCAGGCAGUUCUAGCAAAAUAUGAUGAUAUCAGUCUUCCAAAGUCAGCCGCAAUUUGUUAUACAGCAGCACUGUUGAAGACUAGGACUGUGUCAGAGAGAUUUUCUCCAGAAACAGCCUCUAGAAGAGGACUGAGCACUGCGGAAAUUAAUGCUGUGGAAGCAAUUCAUAGAGCAGUGGAAUUUAACCCUCAUGUUCCAAAAUACUUACUUGAAAUGAAAAGUUUAAUAUUACCCCCAGAACAUAUUCUGAAACGGGGGGACAGUGAGGCGGUUGCCUACGCUUUCUUUCAUCUUCAGCACUGGAAGCGAAUAGAAGGUGCCCUUAAUCUGUUGCAGUGCACGUGGGAAGGCACCUUUAGAAUGAUUCCAUACCCAUUAGAGAAAGGCCAUCUAUUUUACCCUUAUCCCAGCUGCACGGAGACAGCCGACAGAGAACUAUUACCCACAUUUCAUCAUGUUUCUGUUUACCCAAAGAAGGAGCUUCCUUUUUUCAUUCACUUCACAGCAGGCCUGUGUUCCUCUACAGCAAUGCUUGCCCUUCUCACCCAUCAGUUUCCUGAAAUCAUGGGUGUUUUUGCUAAAGCUGUAAGUAUGGUCUCAAGGACUUGCUUAGAAUAUUUGUGAGACACACAGGAAACUGUUUCUGAUUUGUCUAUGCAAACCAGUUGAGAUGUGGAAAAUGUGCAUUUAGAGUAAAUUAUGAGUCAUGUCUUGUACAGUUGCUGCCACAGAGCCAUCAAAUUUGGGUCUUCAGUGACUUGACCUAUGAUUCUGUAACCUUAACAAAAAACUUGAAAGAGUGCAGUGCUGAACAUUAUAAAGUUGGUCUCUGUAGAUCACUCUUCAUAGUAAUACAGCACUCAUUACUAACUUAAGAACAAUCCAGUUUUUCUUGGCUUGCUUACCAUUAUUGUAUGUUUUGUUUGGCAUUUUGAAAAAAUUCCAUAUUUUAUGAACAAGGCUUCUGGUUUUCCAUUUAAUCUAAAUCAUUAGCUCUAAGAUCCACUGAACUUUGGUUAAAUUUAGUAGUACAGCCAGGGUGGUGCAAGCAAAGUGAUUAGAUCAGUUGCCCUGGAUACAGAAUGUGAUUUGACCUGAAAGUUGCCCCUGGCCACUGCAUCUGAUUUGCUGUCCUGAUUUGAGGGACUCAAAUACACAUCACCAUUUGGUUCUAGACCAGGCAGUGCUUGUGAGCUGAGGUUCCAGGAACUCAUAACUCAGGGUAUAAGUAUCCUCACCAAGGAUAAAGGGUACAGUUAAUGGAAUUUGCCAAAUAUAAAAAUAACAUGUUACAUCUUUGAAUGACCUUAUUUAUUAACUUGUUAUGUUAUGUUAAAAGAAAACUUGAAAGAACAGUCCCUUUUUCAUCUCCAAGUCUUCCAAUGCUAUUUUCUUCUGCAUCUUUCCAUCUUUACACUGGAGACAUUAAAAGAUGAUAAGAAUUUGAAUAUACCGAGAAAAAAGGUGAUGUUUUACUCUCAAUUAAGGACAUUAUCUUCUAAUGUUUAGGUUCAAGUAAAGGUAUUGAGCCGUAGGUUAGUAGUUCUAUCAGCAGUGAUACUAGAAGCCAAAAGGUUUUUUGAGGGGGGAGGGUAGUGGAAAGGGUCAAAAAAUCCCUCAUUCUGCAUGAAGUUUCUAUCUCUCUUUUUUCCUCCAGCUGUUUUUUCUCACCUUCCCCCCAACCCUCAUGUUUUAAAACCCAUUUAAGUGACAGCCUAUUCUGUGCCUUAAAGAUCAGCUGGCUUUCCUCUAAAAUAGGUGGCAAGACUGCUGAUCCCCCUUUUUCCCUGAAGGUCAGCUUCACAAUGUGUUAAGUUGCCACUGGCACCUAGCCUGGGAAUCUGAGUUUGUACUUGAUCCUUGGUCAAAGCCUCAAGUAGAAUGACUCUCCACUAUUGUUGAGGGAGAAAAGAUAUUUGGGUUGGAAACAAAUUAUUCAGUUUCCUUUUAGUGUAACAAAGGAGCUUAUUGAUCACACUAUAACUCUGUUUCCAGCAAUGAUGCUGAGUAGGGAGAGAGUAUUCUAUAGAACUCUGAAACAACUUUACUUACAUUAUUUGUCAGGGAGAGAAAUGGACUCCAAAAAGAAUCUGAUUUUGCAGUUUGAAGAAAGAUAGCAGCUGUGCAUAUGGGAUCAUGGAGGAACACUGGGAGAAAUUGUUCCUAGGUACAUGGCAGGGUAGCAGGGUCAGGAAGGGAAGAAGAGAAAUCUGGAAUAGACUUGUAGACAUUGGAACGACUGUAUUCUUUUGAGGGUAGUGGCCAAGAGUUGGGGUGAAGUAGACUGUUUAUUCCAUCUAUCAUUGAUAGCAUGUAGUGCCUGCCAUGAUCUGAGAGAUCACUGAUGGCUAGAAAAUCCCAUAAGAACCACAUGGAAUAAGUAUACUUAUGGAAGGGUGUAAUUCAUACCCAUUAUUGCUUAAUGAAUAAAUAGUAACAACUUUUGAAGUAAAACUCCUUUCAUAGAUUAAAAUGUACUCAAACCAAGUAAUCUAUGCUGCAGAAAUUUUUUUGCACUAUUAAAGUCUCUAGCUUUUGUAGAAUAGGCUUUUCACCAUUAACUUUUGAUUUAAAAUAUUUAUAUAUUUGUAACUUUGUUGAAUUGAUAUGAAAAUUUUUAUAUGUAACUUUAAAAUGGUAUCCUGCCAAAGUGAACUCUUAUUGGUCAUUUUAUCUCAAAGAUUUUUUCAUAUGAUCUUAAAAUUCCUAAAGUUGUGAGAAGACAGAAAAUAGCUGCAGACUAAUACUGAGAUAUUGCCAUUUACAGGGAACUGACUGUUAGAGAUAGGGUGCUAAGUAAGGUCCAGUUCUCAAUUUAUGAAUUUACCCAUACAUACUGGGAAGUUGGCCACUUUCUUAAUCUGGCACCUCUCUAUUCCUCUCAUUCACCUGCCCAUUGAUUUUGGUGGGGUCAGUUGACCUUUGGUAGGGAAGGAGAGGGGUGUCAGAAAUACUAACAGUCUUUCUUAUACAAAUGUAAAACUUGGUCUCUCGUGCAUAUAUACAGAAAGGGAGGAUCUAUUCUUUCAUUUUCUCUUAGAAUCUGCUAGUAAUGUUGGUUUGGUAUAGUUGAAACACUGCUGGUAUUUUACUGAUUAAAUAGUCUUUUGUGGGGUGGUCUGGAAACUUAGCCACUAUAGCUCUUUCCUAUAAGAAAAUCUGUUAAAUUCCAUACAGUCUAAUUAUAAAUGGACUUCUGGAACACAACCCAUUCCUAAUUUAGCCUAUUGUCAGGUAUUUGGUUAUUAAAAUAUUUGUUAAAGGGAUGAACACAACAGAAAUUGAGGACGAUUCUCCAAGCAUACUUAUUUAGUCAAGGAAAACCUUUCAAAAUCUUUUCUUAGUGAGCUUAUUUCAUAAUUAACUUUAUCUCUCAUUUUCUCCUUUCACUUUAAGCUUUAUAAAAUUGUUGCAAAAAUGUAUUUUUUCUAAACUAUCUUUAAGAAAUUUUGAUAUCUUUCAUACUUAUAAGUCAUAAAACCUUAGAGUUAGAAGAGAUUUUGAAGGUCAUCUUGUCUAACCUCUGUCCAAAUCAUAAAAUUCUCAUAUAACAUGGAUUAUCCAGAUGAUUAGCUUCUACUUAAAGACCUCCAAUGACAUGGAAUUCACUACCCCCAAAGUGAACUAAAAGGAUUGGUGUUACAUGCGAAUUUGAAUGAUAUUGUACUUUCUAGAACUUGACUUCACUUUUACAAAACUAAUAUUUUUCCUGGAUGAUAUGAAAACUUCAUCUAGCAUCAGAUAAAGAGAAAGAAGACAAGAAGCGGAAUGUGCUGAUACCAUACUCAAUAUUCUCCUUUGCCAAAAUGAGUGAAAAAGGAAGGAUUGCCUUAAAACCAGAAGUUUGUUUUCUUACAUGCUAUGUUAAAUAUUAAAAUUCAGAGUAAGGGUAGUGAACAGACUAGUUGGACUGUAAUAUGAUUCCUGUUAUCUGAGAAGAACUUUUCUUCAGGAAUGAUUCUGCAUGUUCCUUAAAAAGCCAGCCCCUACUCUCCUUGAUUUCAUUUUUCUGUUUUGUAAAGCAGGCUUCCUUCUUAUUCAGUAGCAUUUGAUUGGACCUUCUCCUUAGCAUCAGUACUCCAGAGAGAAGCCACUUAAGGUGUCACAUGCUGCUUUUACCAGCGAACUAAUAAUACAGUAAUAGAUUUAGGUUUCUUACAUGUGACAGGAGUGUUUAUCAACAUAAAGAUGGUUUAGUGCCUUUGAAAAUGGGGGAGAAGGUGCUGUAAUGUAUAACAUGAAGUGGAGAAUCAGAAAGACCCCUGACCUUCCAAAUAAAAUGCUGACAAUUAUUUUCUCCAAAGCAGCACUUCGCAAAAUUUUUGUUCCACUUGCUUUGUAUUAUAGUUGUGCUGAUCAGGGAGUGGGCCCCGUUUCCACAUAGUUCUUCUAAUCUUUAUGUGGGAAAAAAUAGUUGGACAUGCUGGUGAUGAAUUUCUGAGCAACUUAUAAUUGGCUAGCUCCACCGUAGCCAGGGCCUAACAAUCUGCUUGAUUAAUUCUUUAAGGGCUGCAUUAGCCAAGUUGUAUGAUUUCCAAAGAGAUAGGUCAAAUGUUACACUAACAAAGGACCUCUAUGCAAAAUUUUUCUCUUGGGCUCCUUCAACUCCUUUCCCAAAAUAAUUAAUUUUUUCUUCCAAAAUUACAUUUGGUUUUGAAUAAAGAUAUGAAUGCCAAAUGUUGCCCUCCCUGAGUGGGCACUAAACAUUUAGGAAGGACCUUCUAGCCAUAAAAUUUUCUCCAGAAUAAAAUUAAUUUUUGAUCCUGGUGUUAUUGACAAGAUACCAGUGGAAGAAGAAAUGGUAAAUACAGUUAUUAAGUAUGCUUAAUAAAUCAUUGUUAUACCUAGCAUUUAGCUCAGUUGAUAUAAUACCAUUGGAAAUCUUUUAAAAAUAAUAUCUUAUUUCAGAAAGGCUGAAUAGCUAUGAUCAAUGUGUAUCUCUUUUGCAAGUGUAUAUUGUCACAAUCAGUCCCCAGAUUGAUAACAGAUGACUUUGUGUGAAAAUUGAUAAUUUUGGAAAUUAAAUUCUACAUUGCAUGCAAACUCAUAUGGCAAAAAUGAUGUGCGUUUUCAGCCCCCUAAAUUUUCAAUUUAGAUUUUAAUCCUGAGAGCAUUGUUCUGUAACUGCCUGUUGAGGCUACACUGUACCAGAGGUGUUUCAGUGAGACUCUAAUGAAUAAAAUGAGCCUUCUGGAAGGCAAGUCUGAA
Messenger RNA from Dromiciops gliroides (monito del monte), 6272 nucleotides. It is a transcript of the gene ST7L, whose product is annotated as suppression of tumorigenicity 7 like. NCBI's taxonomy places the organism in Eukaryota, Metazoa, Chordata, Mammalia, Microbiotheria, Microbiotheriidae. Bases 24 to 1688 code for a protein of 554 amino acids. The transcript has 14 exons. Gene Ontology annotation, molecular function: protein binding. The record is from RefSeq and is a predicted model, not a curated record.